This is a messenger RNA of Xyrauchen texanus (razorback sucker), 11781 nucleotides long. Its product is annotated as piezo-type mechanosensitive ion channel component 2. Gene Ontology annotation, cellular component: plasma membrane. Gene Ontology annotation, biological process: detection of mechanical stimulus; regulation of membrane potential; cellular response to mechanical stimulus. The record is from RefSeq and is a predicted model, not a curated record. NCBI's taxonomy places the organism in Eukaryota, Metazoa, Chordata, Actinopteri, Cypriniformes, Catostomidae. Gene Ontology annotation, molecular function: mechanosensitive monoatomic ion channel activity; monoatomic cation channel activity.
AUGGCUUCGGAGGUUGUAUGUGGACUGAUCUUCAGAGUGUUACUGCCGGUGUGUCUGGCGGCAGCAUGUCUGUUCAGGUACAAUGGGCUCUCCUUUAUCUACCUCCUCUACCUCCUCCUCAUCCCUCUUUUCCCAGAACCCUCCAAUAUCACCAUGCAAGGUCACACAGGGCACCUGCUGAAGUCUUUAUGUUUCUGCAGUGUGAGCUUCCUCCUGAUUCACAUCAUCUAUCAGAUCACCAUCCACAGUCUACUGGCUGGAGGGUCUAUUGAGAAUCCUGGAUUCAACUGUUCAAUGUGGGAGAAAUCAAUACGACAGAUUGGUUUCGAGAGUGUUAUUGGUGCAGAUGCUGGCAACGGUAUCCGAGUUUUCUUCCCGGACAUCGGCAUGUUCAUGGCGAGUCUGUCGGUUUGGCUGCUGUGCCGAAGUCUGGUGCAAAAACGGCCAACUGAGGAGAUGGCACAGGACAACCAUGAGUUUGAGCCAGAGGAACAGGAGGAGAGUGACGAGAAAGUGGAAAUUGACGACAAUGAUGAUGAAAUGCUCUUUGAUGAAGACUUUGAUGCAGAAGAUGAAGCAGAGGACGAUGAGAGGGAGGAGGAAGGCCUGGAGGAGGAAGAGGAAGAAGUGGAGGAGAGCACAAAGAUGAAGAUCCUGCGCAGAGUUGCAGGAGUGGCAAAUAAACUAAAGGAGAUCAUCGGCAACCUCAUCACAACCGCUGGACAGGUGGUGGUCACCAUUCUGCUCGGUUUGACAGGUAUGAUGCUCCCUUCUCUGACGUCAGCCGUCUACUUCUUUGUGUUUUUGGGUCUGUGCACGUGGUGGUCAUUCUGCAAGACCUUUGACAUGCUCCUCUUCAGCUGUCUGUGUGUUCUCAUGGCUAUCUUCAGUGCUGGACAUCUAAUCAUACUUUAUACUAACCAGUUCCAGUUCCUCCAGGACGCCAUCAAAGCCAACGACAGCUACACCAGUUUGUUUGGUAUAUCAUCUAUUGUUCGGACGGACUGUUCUUCUACCUGGAAGUUCACUGUUAAUCCUGGUCUGCAUUGGCAUCAUUUUGUCAACCCCAUCAUGCUUUUGCUCCUUUAUUACACACUGGCAACCUUGAUCCGUCUGUGGCUGCAAGACCCCACGAUUAUGGAGAGUGAGGAAGAGGAGGAGGUGAAUGAAGGAAAUGAGACAGUAGCAGACAUUGUUGGUCUAACGUCAGACAUCAGGAAGCGUCUGCUCUGGUGGAAAGCCCAUCAAAAAACAGAGGAACGAAAUCUCAUCUCCACUCAGGACGGCUACAGUACCACUGAGGUCGUGGUGGUGAACUCCAACGGGACAUCAUUGGACUAUGUGUCUGCCGUGCCCAAUGAAAACGGACCUGUCAGUCUGGACAUUUACUCGACUCCACAGUACAAAGUUGAUCAACCAACAGAAGAUGAGGAAAAGACGGAUGUGAGCACACAUGAAGUCAUGGACACACAGCUGGAGGAGGAGGAAGAGGAGAAGACAGAGGAGGAAGAGCAGGACAGACCCCCGAGUGCUCUCGUAAAAGUCUUCAAAUUUGUCAUGAAGCAGAGCUACAUCUGUGCUCUCAUCGCUAUGAUGGCUUGGAGUAUAACGUACGUUAGCUGGCUUACAUUUGUGUUCCUCCUCUGGUCGUGUACUCUGUGGAUGGUGCGAGACAGGAGGAAAUAUGCCAUGCUGACGUCUCCCUUCAUGGUGGCUUAUGGGAACUUCCUGCUGGUUCUUCAGUAUAUCUGGAGUUUUGAGCACUUAGGGCCGGUGCCUGGAUUCUUUCUGAAGAUGAAGGUGCCUUUCUCUGAACUGAGCCCCAAGAUUCUGUGUCAGUUGAGUUUCUGGCUGCUGCUCAGACAAACUCUGAUGGAGCGACGAGAGAAGAUGAAGGAGCCCGUGCUAUGUGAUGUCAAAGUGGAGGAGCAGAAAAGGGAGGAAGAAAAGGAGGAAGAGGAGGGGGACGAGAAUGACCUGAUGCAGGUGAUGGGGAACCUGGUGAUGGCUCUACUGGUCAAAUACUGGAUCUAUAUCUGCGGAGGAAUGUUCUUCUUCGUCAGCUUCGAGGGAACCAUGGCCAUGUACAAGAUCGUCUACAUGAUGAUGUUUCUCUUCUGCGUGGCUCUCUAUCAGGUUCAUUAUGAGUGGUGGCGCUGGAUCUUGAAGUAUUUCUGGAUGUCUGUGGUGGUCUACACUAUGCUAGUGCUCAUCCUCAUCUACACCUGUCAGUUUGAGAACGCCAUUGAUACCUGGACUAGCAUGACGGGCAUGUCGGCCGGAGUACUGAAGGAUAUCGGUCUGGAGAAGUACACCCUGUCUGAUCUGUUCACUCGUAUCUUCAUCCCUACGUCAUUUCUGCUGGUGUGUAUCCUGCAUCUGCAUUACUUCCAUGACCGUUUCCUGCAGCUCACUGAUCUCAAAGCUGUGGUCAGCAAACAGGAGAGCACCAUAUACAGCUAUACAAAAGUCAGCGGUCGUAUCUAUCUGAUUGUGGAUAGCAUCAAGCAAAAAAUAUCUUCUCCUCAGAACAAACUGGCCCAUCCAGACGGGAGUUUGGCGGAUCUAACGAUGGCGAGCACGUCUCCAGAACCCCUGCUGAAGGAUGAGAAGAAUUCUGUGAAUGAGGUGUUGGUGGAGGACUGUGUGCAUGAUGAGAUGAAGAAAGAGUCUUCCUCCAUCCAUUCAGCUCAUCUGUCCAGUCAGGAAGACAUCCAACAGUUCAGUGCAGCCACAGAUCCUGAACUGCCCUCAGAACAGAGCUCAGACCUGAAGAAUAAAUGGCAGCUGGUGGUGGACAGACUCACAGUGUUGUUCCUAAAGUUCCUGGAGUUCUUCCAUAAACUCAAGCUCUUCAUCUGGUGGCUGUUAGAGAUGCACAUCAUCAAGAUCGUCUCCACUUACAUCAUCCUGCUGUCUGUCAAAGAGGUUUCGCUGUUGAACUAUGUAUUUUUGAUCUCAUGGGCGUUUGCCCUGCCCUAUAAGCAGUUUCGAGUUAUCGCCUCUAGUGUCUGCACAGUGUGGACAUGUGUUAUCAUCAUCUGCAAGAUGUUUUACCAGCUGGAAUCCAUCGAUCCCAAAAACUACUCAAGUGUUUGCAUCGAGCCCAAAAACAUGGAGAUGGUGAUGAACAAUUCCCUGUUAUACAAGGAGCCCGUGGACCCUGCAAACUGGGUCGGCCUUGAGAAAUUUGAAGAUAUACUGCCCAACCUGAGGAAUAACUUGUUGAUGUUGGCCAUCUUGGCGUUCGAGGUCACCGUUUACAGACAUCAGGAGUUUUUCCGGCUGAGAAACAAACUUUCCCCUCCCCCCUCUCGGACCAUCUUUCAUGACAUCACCCGGCAACACCUCGACAACGGAAUCGUCAAGUGUGCCAAAUAUUUCAUAAACUAUUUCUUCUACAAGUUUGGCCUAGAGGUGUGUUUUCUGUUGGCGAUAAACGUGAUGGGCCAGCGGAUGGAUUUUUACUCCAUGUUGCAUGGGCUCGCUCUCGCUGCGGUGAUGUUGAGACGAAGACGCAAAGCCAUCGCUGAGAUCUGGCCCAAAUACUGCUGCUUUCUGGCCUCAAUGAUCACAUUCCAGUAUUUCAUUUGCAUCGGAAUUCCACCUGCUGCCUGUAAAGAUUAUCCCUGGAGGCUUCCUGGCUCCAUGUUGGAAUCUAAUGUCAUUAAAUGGCUGUUCCUUCCUGAUUUCCUCACUAGACCAAACUCCAUGUUCCUUGUCUAUGAUUUCAUGUUGUUGCUGUGCGCGUCGCUGCAGAGGCAAGUGUUUGAUGAGGAAAAUAAGGCGGCUGUUCGUCUGAUGGCAGGAGAUAACGUAGAAAUCUGCCGAGACCUCGAUGCUGCAUCGUUUAGCGUUCACAACCCCGUACCAGACUUCAUACACUGCAGGUCGUAUCUUGACAUGUUGAAGGUCAUCAUGUUCAGCUACUUGUUCUGGUUUGUCUUGACCAUCAUCUUCAUCACGGGGACCACCCGUAUCAGCAUCUUCUGCAUGGGUUACCUGGUGGCAUGUUUCUAUUUCCUGCUGUUUGGAGGCAAUCUGUUACUCAAGCCGAUCAAAGAGAUCCUGCGCUACUGGGAUUUCCUCAUCGCUUACAACGUCUUCGUCAUCACGAUGAAAAACGUCUUUGCUAUUCUGGCGUGUGGUUAUUUCAAGUCUUUGAUGAAGAAUAACUGCUGGCUAAUUCAGCUGCUGAGUCUUGCCUGCACCAUUAAAGGCUAUGACGUUAAACCAGAUCAGUGUGACCUUCCGCAGGAUGAGGCGGGAAUUAUUUGGGACAGCAUAUGUUUCACAUUCCUCCUGCUGCAGCGACGUGUCUUCAUGAGCUAUUACUUCCUCCAUGUGGUUGCAGACAUUCGUGCAGGACAGAUACUCGCAUCUCGAGGAGCGGAGCUGUUCCAGGCGAGUAUUGUGAAGGCCGUGAGAGCUCGUCUAGAGGAAGAGAAGAGAUCCAUGGAGCAACUUAAAAGACAGAUGGACCGUAUUAAGACGCGCCAGCAGAAGUUCAAGAGAGGAAAGGAGAAGAUGCUCAGUUUGUCUCAAGAGUCGGGAGAAGGACAGAAACUCAGUCCACCUGACGGCGAGAACGACGAUGAUGAUGAGAAAAAGAAAAAUAAGGCGCCAAAAAAGCAGUGGUGGAGGCCGUGGGUUGACCAUGCGUCCAUGGUUAGAAGUGGUGAUUAUUACCUGUUUGAAACUGACAGUGAAGAGGAAGAAGAAGAAGAGGAGGAGAAAGAAGACGAAGAACCUCCUAAGAAAUCAGCCUUUCAGCAAGCCAUCAGAAAGUUUGCUUCAGCCCUCGUGGCUUUACCCCGAUCAAUCAUUAAACUGCCCAAAACUGUACUUCGGUAUAUUAUCAGAGCGGCGAAGUUUGUGUAUCAUGCCUGGAUUACCAACUCUAAAACUGCCCUGAAAGAGAAAACCAAACGGACGCGCCACUUUUGGAAGAGAUACAGCCGCGCCCACAGACAUAGAAAAGACAAGAAAGAAGGUCAUGUGGAAAUAGAGAUCGGUGAAGAAGAUCGCCAGAGUUCAGAGGAAGACAAAUCGAAUGGAUCAGACAACGUCAUCAAGAGGGUUUUCAACAUCAUUAAGUUCACGUGGGUUCUGUUUCUGACCACCGUUGAGAGUGUGACCCGAUGGCUGAACUCCAUCUGCAGAGAAUACAUUGACAUCUCCACCGUUCUGCGCAUUGAACGCUGCAUGCUCACCAGAGAAGUCAAAAAGGGCAACGUGCCGUCCCGUGAGAGCAUUCAUGUGUACUAUCAGAAGCAAAUGAAACUGACGUCAUCUCGCGAGUCCGGUCUGGAUCGGAUCAGUGAAGAGGACUCUGGCUCACACAGAGAACGUCGUAGACGAUUCGGACAGAGUAUGGACUCCUUCGCUUCCAGAGACAGCAUGUCCAGCGCAUACACGGAAGCCACCAUGCUGUUUUCCCGCCAGUCCACCUUGGAUGAUUUGGACGACAUGCCUCUGAAUAUUCCCAAAACCAGUGAACGCGCUCGGCCCAAAUUGCGCAAAAUGUACGGCUUGGACAUGUCCUACUCUUCGGCGGACAGCGGAAGCAGCGCCAUCUCCAGUGAAGCCACACAAUGUGUCACGCUGUUCUCACGGCAAGGGACCGAUGACACGAUAGAUGAUGUUGAGGACAGUCAAGACCAAAUGAGGGAGGACAAACUGGAAGUGGAGGAAGGGACAGAUUUAAAACACCAAACAAGUGAGGAUAAACCUGAAGAGGAAGUUAGAAAGGAAGUGACUCAGGAAGUUGCUGAGAAAACAACUGAGGAAGUGGUUCAGAAAGUAACUGAGGAUGUGCCUAAGGAAGUAACUGUUGAAGUGACAGAGGAAGUGCCUCAGGAAGUAACUGUUGAAGUGACAGAGGAAGUGCCUCAGGAAGUAACUGAGGAAGUGACAGAGGAAGUGCCUCAGGAAGUAACUGAGGAAGUGACAGAAGAAGUGCCUCAGGAAGUAACUGAGGAAGUGACAGAGGAAGUGCCUCAGGAAGUAACCGAGGAAGUGACAGAGGAAGUGCCUCAGGAAAUAACCGAGGAAGAGAUAGAGGAAGUGCCUCAGGAAGUAACUGAGGAAAUGACAGAUGAAAAGGGUGAACCUCCUCUCCAACGGGACGAUGGCGAGUCGUCUGGAUUGGAGAAUGUGCAAAGAGAUCCAUCGAGUAGGCAACUUUUUACCCCGGAUACAGACUUCCCCAACACAUCAGACGCAGAUGUGCCACCCAGCUACAGCAAGGCCGUGAGCUUUGACAGGCUGUCUGUGAGCUCAGACGAAAGCGACAGUGACAAACGGCUGAUGUUGAUGACCCCUGACAGCAGAUCUGAUCUGGACGACCCUCUGCUACCCUCUAUGACCACCGAGCUUACCGCCAGCGAACUGCUACUUAACAAAAUGUUCUAUGAUGAGGAACUGGAGAAUUCCGAGCGUUUUUAUAAGUCCCAGCCGUUGGGUCUGCAGCUCUGCUAUGCUCUCUAUAACCUGCUGGUGGCACACUCUGAAAUGGUCUGUUACCUGGUGAUCAUUCUGAAUCAUAUGAUCUCAGCAUCCAUGGCAACUCUUGUUUUGCCCAUCCUUAUCUUUCUGUGGGCAAUGCUUUCAGUCCCAAGACCCAGCAAACGGUUCUGGAUGACCGCCAUCGUCUACACAGAGGUCACUAUCGUCAUCAAGUACUUUUUCCAGUUCAGUUUUUUUCCAUUUAACCAGAAUUUGGAGGUGAGCAAGAAGAAACCAUAUCACCCACCCAACAUCAUCGGUGUGGAGAAGAAAGAAGGUUACGUGCACUAUGACUUGGUCCAGCUGCUGGCACUAUUCUUUCAUCGAUCCAUACUAAAGUGUCACGGGCUUUGGGACGAGGACGACCCUAAACUGUCGCGGAAGGAGGCUUGUCUUCAUCGGGAUGAGUCUGAGGACGAGGGGAUGAUGAUGGUAGCAAUUCCAUCUGAGGAAGAUAAGAAGAGUUCCCCAGCGUACUCGCUCAAAUCAAUGAGUCUUGGAAAGUCUGUGGAUUCGUCGCAGGUGCAUGUACACAUUCGCUACCACGAGCAGCGACCUCACAUGCGACGACAGAGCACCAGCGGUGGGUCGUACCUCUCCCGACGUUCAUCUGUGCACUCCAAACAAGGCAGUACAAGCACGCGGAAUAGCAUUCGGAGAGAAGACAGCGAGCCGGAAGUACCGCAGAAGAGUCGUAAAGAAAUUAUCGUUGAGAAGAUUCGAGAACAAAUGAUCAAAGUGAAAGUUUACAUCAUCAAAAAGUUGGUUGAGAUCUAUAAGCCCAUUCAUCAGUUCUUCUUUAAUCUGAUCCACCCCGAGUACAGCGCGGUAACAGAUGUCUACGUCUUCAUGUUUUUGGCCGACACAGUUGAUUUCAUCAUCAUUGUCUUCGGCUUCUCGGCGUUUGGGAAACAUCAGGGAGGUGCUGACAUCACUUCAUCUCUGUCAGAAGAUCAAGUUCCCGGGCCGUUCCUUGUCAUGGUUCUGAUCCAGUUUGGCACUAUGGUGGUGGAUCGAGCCCUGUAUCUCCGCAAGACAGUGAUGGGGAAAGUGGUUUUCCAGGUCAUCCUGGUGUUCGGAAUCCAUUUCUGGAUGUUUUUCAUCCUGCCGGGAAUCACAGAGAGGCGUUUCAGUAAGAACACUAUAGCUCAGUUGUGGUACUUUGUGAAAUGUAUUUACUUCAGCCUGUCAGCGUAUCAGAUUCGAUGUGGCUAUCCGACUCGCAUCCUGGGCAACUUCCUCACCAAGAGCUACAACUAUGCCAAUCUCUUCCUCUUUCAGGGCUUUCGUCUGAUCCCGUUCCUGACGGAAAUGAGAGCUGUUAUGGACUGGGUUUGGACGGACACGUCUCUCAGUCUGUCCAGCUGGAUCUGUGUAGAGGACAUCUACGCACACAUCUUCGUCCUCAAAUGCUGGAGAGAAUCUGAGAAGCGUUUCCCUCAGCCUCGUGGGCAGAAAAAGAAGAAGGUUGUGAAGUAUGGAAUGGGUGGAAUGAUUGUGAUGCUGCUCAUCUGUAUCAUCUGGUUCCCUCUGCUCUUCAUGUCGCUCGUCAAAUCUGUAGCAGGAGUCGUUAACAUGCCACUGGACGUGUCUGUCUCGCUUACUCUUGGCGGACUGCAGCCGAUCUUCACAAUGAGUGCUCAGCAGACCCAUUUAAAGAACAUCAGUAGCGAUAAAUUUGAGAAAUUCAAAAAUGUCUACAGCUCUAAUGCAGGUGCCAUGCUGUUCCUGGAAACGUAUAUUCAUGAGGACUUGACUUUAGUAGAUCUGGAAGGAAGUUCUAACUCGCUGUGGACCAUCAGCCCUCCCAGCAGAGCGAACCUCAUUGAGAUGCUCACAGGGACUAAGGAACACUUUCCACUUACCAUUACCUGGUCAAUACAGAGGAAUAUCACCUUAGGUGCCAAAGCUGAAACUGCCACAGGCAAACACAUCACCGACCUCGACAACGACACUAGACAAGCACUUGGAAAACUACUAAAUGACACUGUGAACAAGGAAGAUAAACCACAAAAAGUGGUCAUCAAAAAUAUUUUUCCAAGAUACAUCAGAGCACCAAGCGAUUCCAACUCCAAGCCUAUUGACCAGCUUUAUCCCAAUGAACAAUUUAUGGACAUCACGCUGACUCUUAAGAUGUCAGAAGAAAAUAGUUCCAAGGGUGUUCAGGAGUGGUGGGUCGUGAAUCAGACAGAUCCUGGACCGCUGAAUGCUAUAUUAGGCAAAACCCAAAACGAUUCUGGUAUGGAGAUUUAUGUCUUUAGUGAUCAAGUCAGUCCACCAAGUCUGGGUUUUCUAGCUGGAUACGGGAUCAUGGGUCUGUACAUGUCGGUGGUUCUGGUCAUUGGAAAGUUCGUGCGAGAGUUCUUCAGUGGAAUCUCGCAUACCAUCAUGUUCGAAGAGCUGCCAAACGUGGACCGCAUCCUCAAACUCUGCACCGACAUCUUCUUGGUCCGAGAGACGGGCGAACUGGACCUGGAGGAAGACCUGUACUCCAAGCUCAUCUUCCUCUACCGCUCUCCAGAAACCAUGAUCAAAUGGACCAGAGAGAAGAAUGAGUGAAGAUGAGGCUGGUCACCUUCGGAUUAACUCGGAAGUGCAACGAGAUCCAAGCUAACCACGAAAAGCACAAAGCAGGAAUUUCUCCUAAUUUCCUUGCGGGUUUGUGAGCUUACAGUUGGAUUGAACCGAAGAACCGUUGUUCUGAUCAAACAUUGGCCCUGACACUGUAGCACAUGACUGGACAACAGCGUUAUUUUUUUCAUCCAGUGGACGUGGUCUCUGGAUUGUAAUCUCUAAUGUUUUUUUUUAAAGGGCUUACUCUUGAUAAGUGAUGAACUUUGGGGCUUUCAGGCAUGCGUCACUUUGAAUACAACCUUUGACCUUUGGGAUUGCAUGCAAUAUGGGGGCAGUCCUGAUGACCUCAUGACCCUCUGAAUCAUAGCGGAGAGAUUAAAAUCUUGCCGCGAUCAAGACAAGAUAUACCGAACCUACUUCAGACUCGUUGGUUUGAUUUUUUUAUGGUUGGUUUUUCUGAAUUUGGAUGAAAAAACACAACAUCUGAGUUUUGCAGAAUGCAAAACCAAAGCCCAAGGGGGCGCUGUGAAUUACGUGACAGUCUAUAUGCCUUAUUUAAUUUGUACAAUCAACUGAAUGAUCAUUAUUCACCACCUUUCUCAGGAAUACUAACGGAUCAUUUCAUCACAUGGAGGCGUCAACUUUUUUCUCAUGUACGACAUAGUAUGAAAAGGAACGUACCCAAUAGUAUCAACUUUCUUCCUUUGAGACUUUAAAUGUAUCGUCCGUAAUUUAUGAAUACAGAUUUGGGACAAACAAAUGAGUUUUAGUGUUUUAUAAGACCUGAAGAAGUAUAUACAAAAUUUUCUUUAUUCAAGGGCCAUUGUUAUCACACUUCAAUUUACAGCAAUUUCAGCAAUUCUGGAUUACUAUUUUUGACACAAUGGGCCUCAUUCAUAAAACAUGUGCAGAAGGAUUUUCUGUGUAAAUUCCGUAAAACUACAAUUGCAUAAAUAAUCACAAUGCAACAAAUUGGGUCUUUUUUUAUGUCCAAUUUCCAUGACAUUUUUUUGUUCAUUAGGCCCCAUUCAUGAAAUGCAAGCAGAACGCAUUUGGUAUAUUGUUUGUAAAACCAUUUUCGUUUCAUUUAUUUAAAUUUUUUAUUUACACAGAAUUUUUAUCUGUUAUUAGGCCUCAUUCAUAAAACAAGCGGAAACAAAAUUCUGUAAAAAUUGUUUGUAAAACAUUUUUUCCGUAAAUCGUUACAAUGCAACAAUUUACGUGAUUUUUUUCUGUUAAUUUACACCGAAUUUUGAUCUGUUAUUAGGCCUCAUUCAUGAAACACAAGUAGAAACAAAAUUCUGUAAAAACUGUUCGUUAAAACAUUCUUACGUAAAUCGUUACAAUGCAACAAUGUACGUGAUUCGUUUUCUGUUAAUUUACACAAUUUUUGAUCUGUUAUUAGGCCUCAUUCAUGAACCAAAUGGAAACAAAAUUCUGUCAAAAUGUUCGUAAAAGUUUUUUUUCCGUAAAUCGUUACAAUGCAACAAGUUACAUGAUUUUUUUCCCCUGUUAAUUUACACAAUUUUUUUCUGUUAUUAGGCCUCAUUCAUGAAACAAACAGAAACUAAAUUCUUUAAAAAUUGUUCGUAAAAACAUUCUUACGUAAAUUGUUACAUUGAAACAAUUUACGGAAAAAAUGUUUUACAAAUAAUUUACAGAGAAAUAUGUUCUGGUUAUACAUAAAACACGAGCAGAUCGAAUUGUUGGUACAACCAUUCUCACGAAAAUUGUUACAAUUUGUUAAAAAACUAUUAACAAACAAUUUUGAUCUGGUCAUGUGGUCUCAUUCUUGAAACAUGAGCAGAAACAAAAUACAGUAUAAAUUCUUUGUAGGAACCAUUUUUUUGCAUAAAUGUUUAAAAUGUAACACUUUACUUAAAAUGUUUUACAGUUAUAACAGAAAUUUGUUCUGGUCAUUGGGAACCAUUUAUGAAACACAAGCCAAAAUAAUUUGUGUAAAUAAAAUUAAAAAAAAACAUUAUCGUGGCAUCAUUCUUUAAAACAUGAGCGGAAAAAAAAUCGGUGCAAAUUGUUCAUGAAAAUAGGUUUAGUGAAACAUUUUCACACAACUUUGUACUGUUUGUGUUUCCUGAAUGAUGCCCAAUGACCAUUUCGUUAAAACAUGUAACGUGGAAACAGAUAAUAAUAAUAAUUAUUAGUUAUUAACAGGUAGACUACAUCCUUGAAGGCAUGAGAGAUUCAUAGAUAGUUAGUGCUAUUACAUAUGCUUUGCAAAGCCUAGGAGUUGUGCUCGUCAGAAAGUUGUUUGUACAUGGGGAAUAACCUGACUUACAUUUGUACUACAUCAAUUUAUUUGAGCAAUAUGAUUGGCGGGGCUACAGUCAAGAAUACGAAAUACAUUUAUAUCGUAAACCUUUGGCAGCCAUACUCAGGAAAGAACGUUCUCUGGAUCAGGGUAUCAUGGAUAUAUUGUACCAGUGGAGUCUUCGUUAGGUUGUACACUCCAUUUGCCAUAGUUCAACAUUGGAAAAUGUACGAUAUGACAAUUAAUGUGAACUCCACUCUGAUGGAUCGUGGUUGUGUUGUGAUGCUUAUGGAGACAACUGAAUAGUGUUUUGAGUACAAAAAAACCUCCAUCUCCAAACUAUGCAUUAAAAACAAUGUAGCAUGAACGAAAAACUAAUGUUUGACAUGAUACGCUUUCAUUAUGUGUGCAUAACUUUUCCAGCAACAAGA